AUGGCCUCGCCCAGCAUCACCGCGGAUCGACAAGAUGGGCCAUAUGUGCUGCAGCCGUGGGUAGAUUCGGUGCCGCUGUCUGCAGAUGGCUCUGAGGACGAUGUCAAGAUCAACUGCGUCGAGUAUUUCGACGGCAAUCUUUACGUUGGAACUUCUGCCUCGGAGCUUCUCCAUUUCUUCAGCAUCCCGCCUGAUCCCUCCGAUACUUCCGGGCGCCCGGUUUUCAUCCCGGCCUCCAGGCUCUCGCCUGCAUUCGCCGAGAACACCAAUUCACGACCUGGUGUACAGCAGAUCCUCCUAUUACCUCGAGUUGGCAAGGCGUGUAUAUUGUGCAACGGAACGGUCACUUUUUAUUCCCUCCCAGAGCUAAGCCCCGUAUUUGGCGCAAAGCAAGUCAAGAACUGCGGUUGGAUCGGUGGUAUCGACUUGAAUGAGGCGGGACAAGGCGAUGGCGUCACAAACACUGGCGAGACUGUCGCAAUCCUUCUAUCGCUUAAUAGAAAGAUUCAGGUGGUUAAAAUCGAUGAGGACGUUCGCGCCGUCAAGAACAUCGAUUUCCUCGGCAGCACCCUCUCUGUCCGGCGUGACUCCAUUGCCUGCGUGGCAGAUUCAAAGACCUACGCCCUUAUCGAUGUUAAUCGCCAAUUAAAGAUUCCUCUCAUGAAUAUCUCGUCAUUGGAAGAGGACUCUUCUUCUGCAGAAUUCGGGCAUAUUCAAAACAUUGCCAAAGACGCAGGCAGCAGCAUUGGUCGAAGUGCCUCUUCAAACCAGAACCGGCCGCAAGGCACUUCGCAAGGCCAUAACCGAAGUGCCAGCCUGGGAACCACCAGAGUAGAUUCGCCGAAACCCGAGUCGCAAGCACCAUCAAGCCCUAGGCCCCCGGAAGAGCAGAGCUCGACACCGCCGCCCGUUGAUAAACCCCUGCCUGCACCUCCUCCAUCCUCCAGUCCGGCGCCACGGCCUGUGACAGCUUUACUGAAACCACACAUUGCUUCGCCGACCCCAGAAGAGUUCCUUCUCGUUAUGGGCACCAAUCCGUCAGAUCCUGGCGUUGGCAUGUUUAUAAAUCUUGACGGCGAUCCUACACGACCAACAAUCACGUUUGACAUUUAUCCAGAACAAGUCGUGGUUGAUAGCGAUUCAACAGAUGAUGCCGCCUCAACAGAAGAUGAGGACGGUUAUGUCUUUGCCGCCAUGACAAAGGAUAUCAAUGGCGCUUCUCACAGCGGCGUAGAAAUUCAACGCUGGAGUGCUGGCAAUGAAGCGCAUCCCGAAAAACAGUGGUUAGAAGCCGGUGAUUCAGAACUUUCCGGGCCAUACGGCAUUCGUGCCGUCGUCAGCAGUCAGGAAACUCAGUCCAAUGAUGUUAUCGAGAAACUCAGCAUGAGAAAAUUCAUACCCUUCCCAAGCUCGGCUGAAUUAUCCCCCCCAGCAGCAUCUGCCCUCAAGCCCUCAGGCUCUCGAGCUGAUCUCUCAAUAGAGCAGCUGUCAAAGGAGCGAGAGCUUUUUGAACGCGAUCUCGACUCACAGGAUGGAGAGCCGCUUCCAGAGGGGUGGGAGGCCUCACGAACGGUAGAAGGAGAAGAGUUUGCUCGCCGGCUGUCGAAAUCCAAAACCCGCGUCGCUGUAUGGCGUGGCAACCGCAUUUGGUGGGCCGCACGGAAUCCCCUGAUAGUACAACUCGACAAGAGAUUAGAGGCUGCCCGGUUAGCAGAGCAAAACGACACGAAGGAAAUUGAUAAGCGUGCAAUCAUUAUGGUUUUAUCAAUCAUUCGAGACCGUGACCCAAGCACAGAGCUUGAGUUCACCACAUUUGGCUAUAUACAACAAAAGGCUGGAGUAAUUCUCCUGAUCAACCUCCUCCUUUCCACGCCAGACAGAGAGUUCUCUGAUGAGGAGCUAAACGCUCUACAGGAGGUUCUUGUGGAAAGCAAACUUGACCCAAGAGUUGUCUUGUCUCUGAUUCCAGGAGUAAGAAAUGAAAUUAUAGAGGGCCGUCGAGGCAUUUGGAUAUAUGGCGGCGUAAAGGAGUUGCCGGAAGCGUUUCUAGCAAGUCCAGCAUUCCAAACGCUCUAUCAAGGAGGCAUAAGGAGUCUUCAGCUCAAGACUCUGCAUUUCCUCAGGCGCUAUCUGCAGGCUUGGAGAAAGAUGAAGGGCUUCGGGAGUGUAUCAGUCGAGGCUGAAGUGUUCCGAACUGUAGAUGCAGCAUUGCUACUCGUCUUACUGGAGCUUGAUAGGCACUCUCCCAAGGGCCUGGGAAAGGGAGGUGCUGUCAGAGCGGAGCUGGGUGCGCUGGUAGACGGCGGCAUGGAUUGCUUCGACCGGGCCGUUGGUCUCUUGGAGUCGUACCACAGGUUCUUUGCCCUGAGCAGACUAUAUCAAAGCCGCAAGAUGUCUGCUGAGGUGCUAGCCACUUGGAAGCGUGUCCUUGAAGGAGAAGAAGACGACGCUCAAGAGCUGACAGACGGUGAACAGAGGGUACGAGAAAACCCCAAACUAGGUGUGCAAGUCUUUGCAGAAGACAAAGGCAAAUCCAAGUUUGAGCCCACCAAAGCCGUAGAGCUGUUGCGUGCGGAGGCUCCCGGUGCAGUCAAAUACUAUCUGGAACACCUCGUGUUCGACAAAGGCUACGAAACCUACGUCAACGAGCUCAUCUCGUACUAUCUACAGAUUGUCAUUGACGAUCUUCAAUCGCCUGCGAGCCGGGAUCGCGUCUUGGCCGCGUAUUCUGCCUAUAAAGCUCUACAGAGUCCCAAGCCAACGUACAGGCACUUCUUGACGGAGAAUGCUCCCGAGGAUGAUGAGGUCUGGCAAAGCCGGCUUCGACUUCUUCAACUCCUAGGCGGGCCUCAUGAAUACGACAUUGCUGCCAUCAGGGAGCGCACAGACAACCUCUCGGACGAUUUGCUCGUUCCCGAGACCAUCAUCAUUGCUGGCCGAGAGCGCAAACACGAAGAUGCUCUACGUCUCCUGGUUCAUAAACUAGGCGACUAUGAUACCGCCGUGUCCUACUGCCUCCGCGGCGGUGCGACCAUAUACUCCCCCAUCCAAGGCCGCCGCGACAGCAUCCCCGAAGUAGAGCAGCAACGCCGCCUCUUCCAAGUCGUCCUCAGGGAAUUUUUAGCCAUUGAUGAUGUCAGCGACCGAGUCCAGCAAACGAGCGCUCUACUCGACCGCUUCAGCGGGUGGUUCGACAUUGACGACGUGCUGGCCCUCAUCCCAGACCGGUGGUCAGUUGACAUUAUCGCUGGAUUCCUCAUCGGGGCUCUGCGACGGCUGGUGCAGGAGAAGAAAGAGGCUAUGAUGACUAGGGCUCUGAGCGGCACGGAGAACUUGAGAGUAAACUAUGAUUAUGUUGUCAAGAUGGAGGAAAAGGGGCCGACGAUUCAGGAGGCGUCGGAGCAGGAGUAA
This is a messenger RNA of Trichoderma breve, 3411 nucleotides long. RefSeq lists its product as uncharacterized. Lineage: Eukaryota; Fungi; Ascomycota; Sordariomycetes; Hypocreales; Hypocreaceae. Gene Ontology annotation, cellular component: fungal-type vacuole membrane; cytoplasm. Gene Ontology annotation, biological process: autophagy; endosomal vesicle fusion; vesicle-mediated transport. The record is from RefSeq and is a predicted model, not a curated record. The transcript is spliced from 5 exons. The coding region runs from base 1 to 3411 and encodes 1136 amino acids.